AUGGAGUCUACAAGCCUUGAGAAAACAGGGUUUUUUGCUCGUGCUUGGCUGCCGUUGAAAAGCUUGCCGGAGAAAUUGAAGCCCAAGGUGGCUGAACUUGCUAGCCAGAUAAUAAAGCUGGGGAAAGAUGACCCAAGAAGAGUUGCUCAUUCACUUAAAGUAGGACUUGCACUCAACGUUGUCUCACUGCUUUUCUACUUACUCCCACUGUAUAAUGAUUUUGGCGUCUCUGCAGCCUGGGCUUUAAUGACUGUGGUUUUUGUAUUUGAAUACUCUGUGGGAGCCACUCUUGGAAAAGGUCUGAACAGGGGAUUUGCAACAUUAAUUGGUGGGGCACUAAGCGUUGUAGCUCAUCAAAUAGCUUGUUUAUCUGGAGAAAUAGCCGAGCCUAUAAUGCUUGGCUUCUUUGUCUUCCUGCAAGCCGCAGCAUCAACAUUUAUACGGUUCUUCCCCAAGAUCAAGGCGAAAUAUGACUAUGCGCUGGUAAUAUUUAUAUUGACAUUCUCGAUGAUAUCAGCAUCGGGCUUUCGAGACGAUGAUAUAAUAAAGAUAGCAAGCAGGAGGCUUUCGACCGUCCUGAUAGGUGGCUCUGUCUGUGUCAUCAUCUGCAUUUUAAUUUGCCCUGUCUGGGCCGGCCUAGACCUCCACAAUCUCAUUGCUGCCAACAUAGAAAAACUUGGAAAUUUCCUACAAGAAUUUGGAAAUGAAUUCUUUAAAACACCAAAGGAAGGAGAGACUGAAGAUGACAGGUCAUUUUUGCAGCAAUAUAAAAGUGUUCUCACUUCAAAGAGUACUGAAGAAUCACUGGCUAACCAUGCGAAAUGGGAACCGGGACAUGGUCAGUUUCAGUUUCGCCAUCCAUGGAAUCUGUACCUCAAAAUCGGAACUCUCACCCGCCAGUGUGCCUAUCGAAUUGAUGCUCUAAAUGGCUACCUCAACACUGAAAUUCAAACAUCAUCAGAAAUGAGACAUAAAAUUGAAGAAGUAUACAGAGAAAUGAGCUUGGAAUCUGGCAAGGCACUGAAGGAACUGGCAUUGGCAAUCAAAACAAUGGGUCAACCCUCCGCAGCUACUAGUAUCCACCUCAAAAACUCAAAGUCCGCUGCCAAAAGCCUAAGCUCUUUAUUCAAGUCAAAUGUAUGGGGCGACACUGACCUCGCAGCAGCCGUACCAGUGGCCACUGUGGCUUCAUUACUAAUUGAUGUGGUUGCUUGCACAGAAAAAAUAGCUCAGUCUGUUUACGAGCUAGCAUCAAUGGCUAAUUUUAAAAGUAUUGAUGCCACUUUGUCACCGGAAAAAUCACAGAUACGACAACAAGACGAUGUAAAACCUCCGGCAAAGGUUGAUUGUCCUUAUGUUUGCGUUACUGUUAACGAGCCGACUCCAGCGAUUUCAGGAAAUGAGAAUCCCUCCCUAACGAUGGCUACUAGAAUUUCGGAUUCGUAGACAUAUAAUUACUUUAAAAAAAGAGACAAUUAUGUGGUUAA
Molecule: messenger RNA, 1487 nt
Organism: Mangifera indica (mango)
Lineage: Eukaryota; Viridiplantae; Streptophyta; Magnoliopsida; Sapindales; Anacardiaceae
Product: aluminum-activated malate transporter 2-like
Exons: 6
Coding region: 1-1446 (481 amino acids)
Biological process (GO): malate transport
Cellular component (GO): plant-type vacuole membrane
Source: RefSeq, a predicted model, not a curated record